AUGGCACCUAAUCAGUUUGCAACAGAUAUUAAGUUUGACUUGAACGAUGGUAACAAGAUUCCUGCGCUCGGCUUAGGAACACUUCCCCCUCAAGAUCCAAGUGAGGUAAAAAAUCAGGUAAUUACAGCAGUGAAGGCUGGCUAUCGUCUUAUUGACACGGCCUGGUAUUAUGGGACGGAAAAGUAUAUUGGCGAAGCUUUGAAAGAACUCUUUGAAGAGGGUGUUGUCAAGCGUGAAGACUUGUUCAUUACUACGAAAGUCUGGCCCUCGUUCUAUCACAAUCCUAUGAAAUCGUUAGACGAAUCUCUUGCUGCAUUAGGAAUUGACUACGUUGAUUUGUUUUUACAACACUGGCCCGUGUGCUUACAUGGAGACGAUAAUGGACAACCACCAGCACCUAAGAAUGAGAAAGGUGAACUAUUAUAUGACGACGAUCCUGUGACUGGAACUAAAUUUAUUGACGCCUACCACUCAAUUGAAGAUAUUAAGCUUAAUACAAAUAAAGUUAAAUCAGUUGGUGUUUCUAAUUAUUCAUUGGUGAAACUCAAGAAGCUUUUACCAAAAGUGAAAAAAUUCGUACCAGUGGUAAAUCAGAUUGAAUACCACUGUCAGCUACCGCAGAAAGAUUUAACUGAUUUUUGUGAUGAGCACAAUAUUGUAGUGGAAGCAUACAGUCCAGUUGGUGGGACAGGUGCUCCGGUAUUGAAAUUAGGCUACAUCAAAGAACUAGCUGACAAAUAUGGCGUAUCUACAAAUGAGAUAGCUAAUGCUUAUCAUAUUUUGCAGGGAAGAGUAACUUUGCCAAGAUCUUCCAAUCUUGAAAGGAUCAAGACGAAUAUCAGGUUGCCACAUCUUACGAAAGAGGAAUUAAGAGCUUUAUAUGCCAUAGGAGCUGAUAAGCCGGUCAGAUACACCAAUGAUCCCUGGGGCUUUGGACUUGGUUUCAAGUGGUGGAAAGGAGAUACUUUGAGCACAGAGUAUGAUGCUCCGUAUCUUGAAAAAUGA
Messenger RNA from Priceomyces carsonii, 1005 nucleotides. RefSeq names its product D-arabinose 1-dehydrogenase (NAD(P)(+)) (gene ARA1). Gene Ontology annotation, molecular function: aldose reductase (NADPH) activity. The transcript has a single exon. Gene Ontology annotation, cellular component: cytosol. Lineage: Eukaryota; Fungi; Ascomycota; Pichiomycetes; Serinales; Debaryomycetaceae. The coding region runs from base 1 to 1005 and encodes 334 amino acids. The record is from RefSeq and is a predicted model, not a curated record.